Molecule: messenger RNA, 2655 nt
Organism: Procambarus clarkii (red swamp crayfish)
Lineage: Eukaryota; Metazoa; Arthropoda; Malacostraca; Decapoda; Cambaridae
Source: RefSeq, a predicted model, not a curated record
AUGCUUUUGGAGACGGGCUUUAGGGGCCAGAAGGUGGCCCUGUCAUCAUCCAGGGGGCCAGAAGGUGGCCCUGUCAUCAUCCAGGGGGCCAGAAGGUGGCCCUGUCAUCAUCCAGGGGGCCAGAAGGUGGCCCUGUCAUCAUCCAGGGGGCCAGAAGGUGGCCCUGUCAUCAUCCAGGGGCCAGAAGGUGGCCCUGUCAUCAUCCAGGGGGCCAGAAGGUGGCCCUGUCAUCAUCCAGGGGGCCAGAAGGUGGCCCUGUCAUCAUCCAGGGGGCCAGAAGGUGGCCCUGUCAUCAUCCAGGGGGCCAGAAGGUGGCCCUGUCAUCAUCCAGGGGGCCAGAAGGUGGCCCUGUCAUCAUCCAGGGGGCCAGAAGGUGGCCCUGACAUCAUCCAGGGGGCCAGAAGGUGGCCCUGUCAUCAUCCAGGGGGGCCAGAAGGUGGCCCUGUCAUCAUCCAGGGGGCCAGAAGGUGGCCCGGUCAUCUUCCAGGGGGCCAGAAGGUGGCCCUGUCAUCAUCCAGGGGGCCAGAAGGUGGCCCUGUCAUCAUCCAGGGGGCCAGAAGGUGGCCCUGUCAUCAUCCAGGGGGCCAGAAGGUGGCCCUGUCAUCAUCCAGGGGGUCAGAAGAUGGCCCUGUCAUCAUCCAGGGGGCCAGAAGGUGGCCCUGUCAUCAUCCUGGGGGCCAGAAGGUGGCCCUGUCAUCAUCCAGGGGGCCAGAAGGUGGCCCUGUCAUCAUCCAGGGGGCCAGAAGGUGGCCCUGUCAUCAUCCAGGGGGCCAGAAGGUGGCCCUGUCAUCAUCCAGGGGACCAGAAGGUGGCCCUGUCAUCAUCCAGGGGGCCAGAAUGUGGCCCUGUCAUCAUCCAGGGGGCCAGAAUGUGGCCCUGUCAUCAUCCAGGGGGCCAGAAUGUGGCCCUGUCAUCAUCCAGGGGGGCCAGAUGGUGGCCCUGUCAUCAUCCAGGGGGCCAGAUGGUGGCCCUGUCAUCAUCCAGGGGCCAGAAGGUGGCCCAGUCAUCAUCCAGGGGGCCAGAAGGUGGCCCAGUCAUCAUCCAAGGGGCCAGAAGGUGGCCCUGUCAUCAUCCAGGGGGCCAGAAGGUGGCCCUGUCAUCAUCCAGGGGGCCAGAAGGUGGCCCUGUCAUCAUCCAGGGGACCAGAAUGUGGCCCUGUCAUCAUCCAGGGGGCCAGAAUGUGGCCCUGUCAUCAUCCAGGGGGCCAGAAGGUGGCCCUGUCAUCAUCCAGGGGACCAGAAGGUGGCCCUGUCAUCAUCCAGGGGACCAGAAGGUGGCCCUGACCUUCCCUGGGGGCCAGAAGGUGGCUCUGUCAUCAUCCAGGGGGCCAGAAGGUGGCCCUGUCAUCAUUCAGGGGGCCAGAAGGUGGCCCUGACCUUCCCAGGGGGGAAGGCUGGCAGUGAAGGAUGGAAGGCUGGCAGUGAAGGAUGGAAGGCUGGCAGUGAAGGAUGGAAGGCUGGCAGUGAAGGAUGGAAGGCUGGCAGUGAAGGAUGGAAGGCUGGCAGUGAAGGAGGAAAGGCUGGCAGUGAAGGAGGAAAGGCUGGCAGUGAAGGAUGGAAGGCUGGCAGUGAAGGAUGGAAGGCUGGCAGUGAAGGAUGGAAGGCUGGCAGUGAAGGAUGGAAGGCUGGCAGUGAAGGAAGGAAGACUGGCAGUGAAGAAUGGAAGGCUAGCAGUGAAGGAUGGAAGGCUGGCAGUGAAGGAUGGAAGGCUGGCAGUGAAGGAUGGAAGGCUGGCAGUGAAGGAAGGAAGGCUGGCAGUGAAGGAUGGAAGGCUGGCAGUGAAGGAUGGAAGGCUGGCAGUGAAGGAGGAAAGGCUGGCAGUGAAGGAUGGAAGGCUGGCAGUGAAGGAUGGAAGGCUGGCAGUGAAGGAUGGAAGGCUGGCAGUGAAGGAUGGAAGGCUGGCAGUGAAGGAAGGAAGACUGGCAGUGAAGAAUGGAAGGCUAGCAGUGAAGGAUGGAAGGCUGGCAGUGAAGGAGGAAAGGCUGGCAGUGAAGGAUGGAAGGCUGGCAGUGAAGGAUGGAAGGCUGGCAGUGAAGGAUGGAAGGCUGGCAGUGAAGGAGGGAAGGCUGGCAGUGAAGGAUGGAAGGCUGGCAGUGAAGGAUGGAAGGCUGGCAGUGAAGGAUGGAAGGCUGGCAGUGAAGGAAGGAAGACUGGCAGUGAAGAAUUGAAGGAUGGAAGGCUGGCAAUGAAGGAAGGAAGGCAGGCAGUGAAGGAUGGAAGGCUGGCAGUGAAGGAUGGAAGGCUGGCAGUGAAGGAGGAAAGGCUGGCAGUGAAGGAAGGAAGACUGGCAGUGAAGAAUGGAAGGCUAGCAGUGAAGGAUGGAAGGCUGGCAGUGAAGGAUGGAAGGCUAGCAGUGAAGGAUGGAAGGCUGGCAGUGAAGGAAGGAAGACUGGCAGUGAAGAAUGGAAGGCUAGCAGUGAAGGAUGGAAGGCUGGCAGUGAAGAAUGGAAGGCUAGCAGUGAAGGAUGGAAGGGUAGCAGUGAAGGAUGGAAGGAUUAUAGUGAGGAAUGGAAGGCUGGCAAUGAAGGAUGGAAGGCUGGCAGUGAUGAAUGGAAGGCUGGCAGUGAUGAAUGGAAGGCUGGCAUUGAAGGAUGGAAUGCUGGCAGCAAAGGAUGGAAGGCUGGCAGUGAAGGAGAGAAGUAUGUAUGGCUGGUAG